Molecule: messenger RNA, 2498 nt
Organism: Ziziphus jujuba (common jujube)
Lineage: Eukaryota; Viridiplantae; Streptophyta; Magnoliopsida; Rosales; Rhamnaceae
Product: probable LRR receptor-like serine/threonine-protein kinase At5g63710
Exons: 13
Coding region: 390-2264 (624 amino acids)
Biological process (GO): protein phosphorylation
Molecular function (GO): ATP binding; protein kinase activity; protein binding
Source: RefSeq, a predicted model, not a curated record
CCAACACAACACAUACUAACUGGUUCUCUUAUUCCCGCCCAUUGCCCAUUGCCCAUUGCCCAUUGGCCUAGUCCGGAACCUUUGUGUUUUUCUUUUUCUCUGUGGGACCAUUUUCACUAAACCCCAUUACUCGUUUUACUUGAUCUUGAUUUACUCAUUAUUAUGAUGAUGAAAUUAUUCCACUUCUCCUCCUCCUCCUCCUCCUCCUCCUCCUUAUCCUUAUCCUUCUCCUUCUACCGCGACAUGAUCAUAUCUUGUGUUACGGUGGAUUAUGAUCGAGAGCAUGGCUGAAACAGGUUACUCUGAAUCUGAAAUGAACCAUCAACGUCUCUUUACAGGGAAAGCCAGCUAGCUAGCUUCUCUUUAAGUUGUGCCUUUUCAAGGCGACCAUGAUGUUCGGAGUACUUUCUUGCUGGCUUCCUCUAAAGCUAAUCAUAAACAUGCUUAUAAUACUCCUAUUGUUAAAAGUCACUUCUCCAUCAACGGAACCUGAUGUGGAAGUUGAAGCUUUGGUUGAUUUUCUAAGGGCACUUAAUGAUUCCAAGGGUCAAAUAACAGAUUGGAAUUAUAAUCUUGUGAGCCCAUGCUUUAGCUGGUCUCGAGUCACUUGUAGAAAUGGAAAUGUCAUAUCCCUGAGUUUGGCUUCAAAUGGAUUUUCAGGAACCCUUUCACCAUCAAUUACUAAAUUGAAAUAUUUGGCUAGCCUGGACCUAGGGAACAAUAAUUUAGUGGGAGUUUUACCCGGUUACCUUGCCAAUAUGACGUAUCUACAAAAUCUAAAUCUCGCCAACAAUGAUUUUAGUGGUUCCAUACCUAGUACUUGGGGUCAACUAUCCAAUUUAAAACAUUUGUCAUUGAGGGGGAACCAAAUAUCUGGAUACAUUCCUGAUUCGAUUGCAAAUAUAACCGGGUUGACAGAACUGGAUCUUUCAUCUACUAAUUUAUCCGGAAGAAUCCCCGUGAAGCUAUUUUCUGUUCUGACAUUCAAUUUUACAGGAACACAUCUUGCCUGCGGCUCUGGCUUGGACCAACCUUGUGUUUCUAACUCUUCCUUUCAAGAUCUUCAAGUUUCAACCAGCAAGUCAAAAUUUGAGGCAAUUGUAACUUCUUCAAGUUGUGCUGCAUUAUUCGUAAUCGUGUUAGUUGGGGCUUUGUUUACUUAUCAAUACUAUCAUGUGCACAAACACAAACAUGAUGUGUUUGUUGAUGUAGAGGGUGAAGAUGACUGCAAAAUUUCAUUUGGUCAGUUGAGAAGAUUUUCUUGGCAUGAAAUUCAACUUGCUACUGAUAAUUUCAGUGAAGGCAAUAUAAUUGGACAAGGAGGCUUUGGAAAAGUUUACAGGGGUGCCCUUUCGGACAAUACCAAGGUUGCUGUCAAACGGCUCACAGAUUAUCAUAGUCCAGGCGGUGAGGCUGCAUUCCUAAGGGAGGUUCAGCUUAUAAGUGUUGCAGUCCAUCGUAAUCUCCUACGUUUGAUUGGAUUUUGUACAACCUCUUCUGAAAGAAUCCUUGUUUAUCCGUUCAUGCAAAAUCUUAGUGUUGCCUACCGCCUAAGAGAUUUAAAACCAGGAGAGAAAGGCUUGGACUGGCCGACUCGGAAACGUAUUGCUUUUGGUGCAGCCCAUGGCUUGGCGUACUUGCAUGAACAUUGUAACCCUAAGAUUAUACAUCGUGACUUAAAGGCUGCAAACAUUCUACUUGACGACGAUUUUGAAGCUGUUCUUGGAGAUUUUGGGCUAGCAAAGUUGGUUGAUACAAAAUUGACUCAUAUUACCACUCAAGUACGUGGGACGAUGGGCCAUAUUGCCCCAGAGUAUUUAUCUACUGGAAAAUCAUCAGAAAAGACUGAUGUUUUUGGUUAUGGUAUUACACUUCUCGAACUAGUCACUGGUCAACGCGCAAUAGAUUUCUCACGGCUGGAAGAGGAGGAGGAUGUUCUUCUGCUUGACCACACCAAAAAGUUACAGAGAGAAAAUAGGCUUCAGGACAUUGUGGACGGAAACUUGAACACUUAUGACCCCAAAGAAGUUGAGACAAUUGUUCAGGUGGCAUUACUGUGCACUCAAACGUCACCCGAGGACCGUCCGAUGAUGGUAGAAGUUGUAAAAAUGCUACAGGGAGUGGGUCUGUCAGAGAGAUGGGCAGAGUGGGAGCAGCUCGAACAAGUAAGGAAUCAAGAAUUUUAUCUCUAUUCUCACCAAUUUGCUUUGGCUGAAGACUCUACUCAUGAUCAAGAAGCCAUACAAUUGUCUAAGGCAAGAUAAUCAAGUAAGGCAAGAUAAUUAAGUCCUAUAAUUCGAAAUUUAAGUAUCUUUACUAAUUAGCAUUGGGGAAAAGAAAGAGGUUUGUAUUUAUCAUUUGGCCUUGUUUUCCCAAUGAAUUAGCUAAUGGUGAACGUUUUUACCACUGCUUGCAACACCACUAUUGCAUGCAGCACUAUGUAUGGGGUAUAAUGUAAUUACGUAGAAUCAUCAAAAGCAAGCUUAAAAUUUCCCAUA